CCACCACUCCAGGACCGUCUCAGGUUUCUCGCUCAGGGGCCCAGGUAAAUUUAGUAAGAUGCAGGCCACUUGCACACGGCAGUCAGACACUUGACGUGGCCCACGGGGUGAAGACACGAUGUUCUAGGCUGCAGGGGAGUUUCAUAAUCAGCAAAGACUCGAGAUCCGCAACCCUGGGAUUACGCACAUUAUGGAAUCAUGAUAUCGGCGGAUGAUGGCGAAGAGCUGGAUGAGGCUGUCCAGCAGUACGCCCCUGACACAACCUGGAGCUGGACACGUCAGACCAUGAACUACGUGGGCCAGCUGGCGGGCCAGGUGUUCGUCCAGGUCAAGGAGCUGUACAGAGGCCUGAACCCUGCCACCCUCUCCGGCUGCAUUGACGUCAUUGUAGUGAGGCAGCCCGAUGGCUCGCUGCAGUGCUCGCCGUUCCACGUUCGCUUCGGCAAGAUGGGCGUCCUCCGGUCCCGAGAAAAAGUGGUGGACAUGGAGGUCAAUGGAGAACCAGUGGACCUGCACAUGAAGCUCGGGGACAACGGAGAAGCGUUCUUUGUGCAAGAAACAGAGAAUGAUCAGGAAGUGGUUCCUUCAUACCUGGCCACCUCUCCCAUUCUGACAGAUGUAGCCGCUUUAAUGAGCUCCUCUCUGAAAGGAAAGAGCUCUGGGCCACCCAUACAGACCGUGGGCUCCCAGGGGAGCAACGGAGAGACCGGCAGCGGGCUGAUGAAGAAGAGAAGGAAGAGGAGGAGGAAGACUAGGGCAGACAGCCUGAGGAGGGAGGAGAGCGGAGACUACUCUGGGACUGAAGACAUGUUUACCAUAGACAUCAGCUCUGAUGAAGAAACGGAGAUGGAAGGCAACAGGUCUUCGUCUCGGGAUGUCUUAAGAGAAGAGGUUGCUCCACCCAGCGGCUCUUACAAGCAGUCUGCCAUCUACACCCGCUCAGAUGGAGAAUGGAGUCCUCUCCAGAGCCCUGGAAACUCUCGACCUACUUCGCCCAAGAGUGACUCUGAGCUGAUACUCAAGCCAUCCGACGCAGACAGUCAGAAUCCGGCCAUGCACUGGGCGUGGGGAGAGCUGCCGCAGGCUGCGAAGCCACACUUCCUCCCGGACCCUCCGCCCGUUCGCACCGUAUCCAUCCCCGUAUCCGAGAGCACGCACUUCCGAGUGAUCGCUCGUGGGGCGUCCUCGGAGCCGCGUGCACCCUGUUCUGAAAAGACGCCGCUCAAGCUGCUGAUGGGGGAGAGAGGCGUCGCAGGGCGAACGCCGGUCUCAGUCGGCGUGGAGUCGAACCCCGCGAGGAUGGAGGAGGGUGAAGCCGCGCGUAUGAGCGUCGACAUGGAGGAGAUGGUGCCACGUCCACUGGGGAAGACAGACUCUCCUUCCGAGAGAAAGGACAAGAGGAGCCGCCAUCUUGGUUCCGAUGGAAUUUACCUGGACGACAUCACCGGCCUGGAACCUGAAGUGGCAGCCCUUUAUUUCCCCAAGAGUGACAGCGGGGCCCCAGCGAGGACCAUGGCCGACCCAGGCUUGCACGGCACCAGCCUCUCCCCACAGUCACUCAGCUCUGGAGGCGACAGCGGCGUGGACAGCUUCUGCGACCACAUGUCUGACCUGCCGUCCAUCGCCAUCUCCCUGUGUGGAGGACUCACCGACAACAGGGAGCUCACUAAAGAGGAGUUCUCGGAAAAGAUCGUCUCCUACCAGCAGUUCGCAGAGAACCCCUCCAUCAUCGACGACCCCAACCUCGUCAUAAAAAUAGGCUCCAAGUACUACAACUGGAGCACCGCGGCGCCGCUCAUGCUGGCGAUGCAGGCCUUCCAGAAGCCCCUGCCAAAGGCUGCAGUAGAGAACAUCAUGAAGGAGAAGAUGCCCAAGAAAGGAGGGAGGUGGUGGUUCUCUUGGAGAGGCAGAAACAGUAACUCCAAAUCGGCGUCAGUCUCUGAGCUUGGUGCCUGUGGUUCUGCUGAGCAGGUUGGAGAUAUCUCAAACAGGCAUAAAGAAGAGUCUUCGUCAAGUGAUGAAGACCAGAGAACAGCCAACCAGACGGUCCAGUCAGAGCCGACAUCAGGAGGCGUGUCCUAUAAGAAAACUCUCCGACUCACCUCCGAGCAGCUGAUGUCGCUCCAGCUGCACGACGGGCCCAACGACGUCAUCUUCAGCGUGACUACGCAGUACCAGGGAACCUGUCGCUGCCAGGGGACCAUCUACCUCUGGAACUGGGACGACAAGAUAAUAAUCUCUGACAUAGACGGAACCAUCACCAGAUCGGACACGCUGGGUCACAUUCUGCCAACGCUGGGGAAAGACUGGACCCACCAAGGCAUUGCUCAACUCUACCACAAAGUCAGCCAAAAUGGCUACAAGUUCCUGUACUGCUCUGCUCGGGCCAUCGGCAUGGCCGACAUGACCCGGGGGUACCUCAACUGGGUCAACGAGAGAGGCACCAUGCUGCCUAUGGGCCCCGUCCUGCUCAGCCCGAGCAGCCUCUUCUCAGCUCUGCACAGGGAGGUGAUUGAAAAGAAACCAGAGAAGUUCAAGGUGGAGUGUCUCACUGAUAUCAAGAACCUCUUUUACCCCAAUACACAGCCUUUCUACGCAGCAUUUGGCAACAGACCGACGGAUGUUUAUUCCUAUAAAGAAGUAGGAGUCCCACUGAACAGGAUUUUCACAGUUAAUCCUAAAGGUGAACUGGUGCAGGAACAUGCCAAGACCAACAUCUCAUCCUACGUUCGUCUGUGUGAAAUAGUGGACCACGUGUUCCCCCUCAUGAUGCGAGCCUCCUCCUCAGACUUCCCAUGCUCAGACACCUACAGCCACUUCACGUACUGGAGGGAGCAGCUCCCCCACGUGGAGCAGCAGGGAACUACACCCCCACACACUCCCAGCCCCCGCAGCUGACAGCCUGUGGCCGUGUAGCAGGCGCAGCACUGACUGUAUGUGGUACACGUGUGAUGUGAUAUUGUUUUAUAGGAUAUGUCAUGAGUCUGAAUCUGGUGUGAAAUAUACACAAGACGUUUGUUGGCGCACUUUUAUCAAACAUUGCACUAGACGUAUGUAUAUGAGAAAUUCUAGUAAUUUAUUUAGGCAGCUUAGCAUCUUUGGUUUUCUGGAAUGACUAUUUUAGUAAAAAAAAAAUUGUUAUUACCACAUGUGUAUCACACCAUAUAUCUAUGGUCUGUGUUGAGAAGUGCUCACACUCACACAUGUACUUACAUUUGUGCCAAAUUUAUUUUCUUACUCUGAACUUUUAUAAUCGAAGCAGGUAUAGAUUGUUACUCAGCACGGAAAUGCAAACAAUUGCAUGCAGUCUAUUCUUAUUUUAAAGUACAGUAUAAAUAAACUACAUGUAUGGAUUUUUGUGUGUGAAAGAAAUCAGUCAAGUCAGUAUUUAUUAGUAUUUCAAAUAGUAUUACAGAGUUACAGAGAGUGUCUGCUUGACGGCUGCAGUGAGAUGUAUUUGAAAUCAUACACCUAGCUGGUCUUCCAGUGUCUGAGCCUGGUUUCCUGAAUGAAGCUUUAUGCAUUUGAUUCCUUUGUAGGUCAAAGCUAAACGACACUAUGACAAUCGUUUUCAAGCGAGGGCAGUAGAGACAGUAUUAGUGAACACGUUACAGAUUAACAUGAGGUCAAUAAUGUGAUCAUCUACUCAAUGUAUGAGUGAACGGUGUGAAGGGUGUGUCUGUACCUGUUCAGGGAUUUAUGUGUAUGAGGCUGAAACACUGUUAUUCUUUCCAAGAAAGAGUUUAACACAAUCUUAAAAGUGUUUUUGUUUUGGCUUGACUGUUAUAAAAUGCUCCUUCACUCCCUUUGUUCUUUCUGUUGAUCAGUUCAAGGGUUAAAUUGUGUAAUGAGUCAAUAAAAGGUGCUUUGGGAAAACAG
Messenger RNA from Betta splendens (Siamese fighting fish), 3879 nucleotides. RefSeq names its product lipin 1b (gene lpin1b). The transcript has 20 exons. NCBI's taxonomy places the organism in Eukaryota, Metazoa, Chordata, Actinopteri, Anabantiformes, Osphronemidae. Gene Ontology annotation, biological process: positive regulation of transcription by RNA polymerase II; cellular response to insulin stimulus; fatty acid catabolic process. The record is from RefSeq and is a predicted model, not a curated record. Gene Ontology annotation, molecular function: transcription coactivator activity; phosphatidate phosphatase activity. The coding region runs from base 199 to 2898 and encodes 899 amino acids. Gene Ontology annotation, cellular component: nucleus; mitochondrial outer membrane.